Molecule: messenger RNA, 821 nt
Organism: Solea solea (common sole)
Lineage: Eukaryota; Metazoa; Chordata; Actinopteri; Pleuronectiformes; Soleidae
Exons: 4
Coding region: 339-821 (160 amino acids)
Source: RefSeq, a predicted model, not a curated record
UCCACCUCUCUUAUAGGGCAGCAAGGGUGGGCUAAAGUGGAACAUGGACACACACACACACACAUAGCUGGUAGAGAGUGUCCGACAGUUGCUCAGUGACACACAAGGAGCAGGAAGCAAAACCUGGAGUUUCUUUUUGUUUUCAAAGAUUUUACUGGAAUCAGUUUGGCCUAUGGAGAAAGUGUGGAUAUUUAGAGGACGAUGGUCCACGGCUCCCUCUGGCAGUUUGAGUGUCUGCGUGUGAGACUGGGAUAAGACGACGAGUGACAGACAAGAACAAGAAAGAAGAAACAAAAUCCAACACACUUCAUAAUCGUGGUGACAGACGAGGGGGCGAGAUGUCGAGGCCUCCUUCCUCCCAGACCACACCUCAGUUCCACAGAGUCAGUGACAGAGAUCUCACCGAGAUAGAGCUUCACUCUGUGGACUCCAUCAACGACCUCCACCGCACACACCUCGAACACAGCAACAAAGGGAUGAGGCCUCCUCGUCCUGCUUACACACCUUCACAACAUGGGACCCUUUACACGAGUGACAAUCAAAGAGGCCAUCCAGUCAGCAGGAAAUGGCAGAGCCAUCUACAGAACCUGUUGACACCCAGUUCGUCACACGCUUAUGCCAUGAGCUGUGCCGUCAUCACUUUGCUUCUGCUAACAGUGUUUCUCAUCUUCUAUUUCCUGGUCCAGCAGGGCGGCGCAAUCCAGAUGCUGACUGAGGCAGUGCGAGAGAAAGAGGCUGCAGCCACAGAGCUGUCACUGCUGAUCCAAGAACUGCAGGCGCUGAGACACAACCUGACAUCAAUGCGAGGACAAUGGACAUGA